Messenger RNA from Halichondria panicea, 1019 nucleotides. Its product is annotated as GPN-loop GTPase 3-like. Lineage: Eukaryota; Metazoa; Porifera; Demospongiae; Suberitida; Halichondriidae. The transcript has 8 exons. Gene Ontology annotation, molecular function: GTPase activity. The coding region runs from base 90 to 911 and encodes 273 amino acids. The record is from RefSeq and is a predicted model, not a curated record.
GCUAGGUUAUAUGAAAUUGACGACCCAUACCAGUCAAACAAGGAAACGGAAGAGCUGUUGAUGUUGUUGUGCAGCAUUAGCAUUGCAGCAUGAAGUAUGGACAGAUAGUAAUGGGUCCUGCAGGGAGUGGAAAGUCCACUUACUGCAGCACUGUUGUCAAGCACUGUCAUGCCUCGAGGAGAGCAGUGUAUGUGGUCAACCUGGACCCAGCUGCAGAGCACUUUGAUUAUCCAGUGCAUGUUGAUGUCCGUGAGCUGAUUCAUAUCGACGAUGUGAUGGAGGAUGAGGAUAUUAAACUAGGACCAAACGGAGGACUAAUUUUCUGUUUAGAGUACCUGGUUCAGAAUCUGGACUGGUUACAGGAGCAGAUAGGUGACGGAGGAGAUGAUGACUACUAUAUAUUCGACUGCCCAGGCCAGAUUGAACUGUACACUCAUCUUCCUGUGAUGAAGCAAAUUGUUGACAGACUUCAGAAAUGGGAUUUCCGACUGUGUGGAGUGUUUCUCCUAGACUCGCAAUUUCUCAUAGAAGCGAGUAAAUUCUUUGCUGGAUCGAUGACAGCUUUGUCGGCCAUGGUAACCUUGGAGUUGCCCCAUGUCAAUGUACUCUCUAAGAUGGAUCUGCUAGACGAGAACGAUCGCAAAGAAGUGGAUAGGUAUCUCGACCCAGACCCAACCUCUCUCCUUGCUGACCUCAACACUUCCAUGAGCAAGAAAUACCACAAGUUGAACAAGGCCAUCGCAACAAUACUCAGUGACUACGGACUGGUGCAGUUCAUGCCUCUGGACAUCAACGAUGAGGACAACAUUGGAAACAUCCUCCUCUAUGUAGACAGUGCCAUACAGUACGGAGAAGACCUAGAGGUGCACGUACCAAAGCUUGAAGCUGACGAUGAUGGUGAUGACACAUGAACUAGCUGCAUGGUCAUCUGAACUGCAAAUCAUUUUGUUCCUAACAGUACUAAUCAUAACUUGUAUAAAAUAAUUAAUUAUUAUGAGCAAAUAAAUACAAACGCAUGU